AGGUAGAAUUACGUUAUGUGGGUUUCUUAAUUGGUUAUUACGAUAAGCGAUCCGAGUUUAUUUAUAUAUCCGAGUUUAAUAUUCAAGGAUAGGUAUUGUACGACUCGAGGUCUCGGCUAUCUCGAGGUUGACAUAAAGUUUUCACUAGAUUAUUAGCACACCGCUAAUGCCCUGACUAGCUUAAGUACCUACCUAUAACUAUAAUGGUAAGGGUUUUAUCCCGCCAGUGCUUUCUGGCAAACGGGUUGACCGCUCGUCCCGCAUUACAUACGACUUCAACGAUCGGCUGCUUGUCGAAGUGAUCUGGCAAGGUUCAACUACUCAAAUACGCACGCGCAUCAAGUAAACUGUCCGACGGAUACCAAAUCAUACAAAACCUUGGGUUAGGCCAAUGGCUACGCAAGCCGAACCUCAGUCCUUCCAGGACCGCGCAUUUUUCCCUUCCUUUCGCGACUGCCCGCUAGAGCACGCCUGGGACGACCGGUAUCUUGUCGAGUAUGGCGAAACCGCUGGUGUAAACCGCAAACACUGGUGCCUCUUAGGAGAUAUUAUCCAGGCCGACACUAUGAUCCGCCCGCGUAUCGUAGCAAAGGAUCACAAGGGUGAUCGGUUUGUUGUCGCAUUCUACCCCGACGAUCCAGACGAUAUGCCCCGUCUACUAAAGGACUUCAAGGUGGGCAAUACCAUUGCUAUCUUCUACCCGUUAGUUCACCGAUUCCUCGACGGAAGCGUCGGCGUGAGAAUCGAAGACUCCGACGAGGUUCUAAUCAUUCCUCUCGGGUUCAAAGACGUCAUCAAGAUGAACGAACAGGUCCUCAAGUACACGGUCGCGGAAGGAACCCAACGGAAAUGCCACGGUUGCGAUGACGUAAAGGUGAAUGUCAACGCCUGCGCAAGAUGUACGCUCUUCUACUACUGCAACAGGGACUGCCAAGCGAAGGCGUGGAGCGAGAAAGAGCAUAAGAAAUUCUGCAAGACGCUCAGCCGAAAGGAUAUCAAACUCAUGCACUUUCUAAAAUACGAAACCUACGACGGGUCUAUUUCCUUUAAGUAAACCGUAGCAGGUCGAUGCGUAGAGUACUAGCUUCCUGGUCUCGUGUUUGCUAUUAACAGCCCACUUAACUUCCAAACGAGAAGAUCAUAUUCUGCAGAACGAUGGAAGAUUUGAGUCUUGUUUCUCCAGUACUGACGUGGAAGUACUCCUAAAGACGGAUAGCUAGCGACAAUCCCGGUCAACGUAUAGCCCAUUUGCAGCAUUUGCUCGUUUUUACAAGUAGACAUACGAUAUGGUAAGUAUUAGUAAAGAUCGACCUUUUGUAAGGGCGCGCAGAUCAAAAAGUAUGGUGAUUUUAUCUAUUUUCCUUCUUAGCACAGGGGAUACCCUCCUCAUAUACGACUGCUGCCUAGCGACUUCUUCUGAUGUCGCUAUUAUCUUUUGACGUUUGGUGACCAAGGUCUUACGGCCGAGGGGAGUUCAAGUAGACCAGUAAUCCCUCGUUAUUCACUAACCUGUAUUCUAAAAGCUAUCUCGUAGUUAACGCUGUCAUUGAAAUGAAGACCUUGUCACUUUAAAGAUGGACAAAAUUAUGGUAUAUCACUG
Daldinia loculata is the source of this 1600-nucleotide messenger RNA. RefSeq lists its product as uncharacterized. The transcript has 3 exons. The coding region runs from base 392 to 1054 and encodes 220 amino acids. Lineage: Eukaryota; Fungi; Ascomycota; Sordariomycetes; Xylariales; Hypoxylaceae. The record is from RefSeq and is a predicted model, not a curated record.